Molecule: messenger RNA, 649 nt
Organism: Oncorhynchus gorbuscha (pink salmon)
Lineage: Eukaryota; Metazoa; Chordata; Actinopteri; Salmoniformes; Salmonidae
Exons: 3
Coding region: 23-649 (208 amino acids)
Source: RefSeq, a predicted model, not a curated record
UCUAAAUAGCUCUGCAGAUGUGAUGGAAACACAGCACAUCCUGGUCUGGCGUAUUUGUCUGAUCCUGGCCCUCUUGCCCCACCCGCACCAAUGCCUGUCAGUGCAUUUCCAGAACAAGGGUCUCCUUUAUGUGGCUCUGGGGAGAGACCUGGUCCUGCGGACCCAGUUCCAGAUUACACCAACAGAGAAGAUCAUCAUGGUGAUUUGGGACCGCCAGACCGAGAAGGGUCAGGGACAGGUCAGGCUGGCCGAUCACCAAGAUGCACCUGGCAAUCCUCUAGACCAGAAGGGGGCCUUAUUUAGGGUGGAGAAUAUAAGAUCAUCUAACUAUGGAGUCUACACCAUCACUGUGACUGACCAGAAGGGGAACGAGCAAUCAGCAAAUAUAGUUGUUCGAGAGAUUGUUGCUGCUCCUGUGGCGUCUUUGUCGCUCCAGUGUGAGGUGGCCAAUGACAGGGCACAGUGGGACAGCCCAGUGUUUUCCUGGUUGGUGGAUGGGGUAGAGCUGUCCAAUCAGACAGCCAAUAUCUCUGCAGAUGGCCAGAGACUCGACUUGUCCGGAAUGAAGGGCCACAACUACACCUGUGUUGUCAACAGCAGUCUGGGGACAAGUGUCACACACUACGUCACUGGUAUACAUGCGUUAUGA